UUUUGGAUCUGGGGCCUCUCUCUCUUCCUCUCUCUAGACCCCAAUCGCGAUCCAAACCCUAACCCUAGAUUCGUCGCCCCUUUUCCCUCCUUCCUCUCAAACGAGGUCUGCGCGGGAGAUUGGAUCGAAAACCCUAGCCGCGGUUGUUCUUGAUUCGGUUCCAAUCGAGCUAGGGUUUUGAGAAAUUCGAAAUUUCUCUCAGAGAUCCGAUUUGGGGCUCUUUUGCGAGAGAAAAAUGUCUCGGUGUUUUCCUUAUCCUCCUCCUGGGUUUGUGAAGAAGGGGAUCUCCGACGAGGCUUUGAUCGAACCGAAUAAGCUCCAAGGAGAAGCCGAGAAGGCCAAGAAAGAAAAGAAGAGAGAUAAAAAACGAGAGAAGAAAGAAAAGAAGGCUAGAGAAAAUGGGGAGAUUGAAGAGAAGAAGCAGCAUCACAAUAAAGGGAACAAAGAUGAAAGGCAGCAAGAUGAGAAAGACGUGGAACAUGGCAAGAAGAGAGAACGCUCAGCUGAAUUUCUGGACUGGAGUACCCUUACGGAAGAGCAUCCGGUCGGUUCUCAGAAUUCUUCUGAUAGUACCCUUAACAGCAAUAACAGCAACAAAAGGCAGAAGCAGAACUUGUCUCCCGAGUGCAGGCAAAAUACCGGGAGCAUUCUUCGUAUCCGGUUGCCUCUCCAAAGGCACAAAGAUCAAGAAGUGCUACCAAGAGAGGAAUUGCCUUCCCAGUUGCCUCCCCACAGUAACAAUGCUCCAGAGGAACAACCUUUUCGGUUGCCUCUCCAAAAGACCAGUCCUCCAGAAGUUUCUCUCAGAGAGACACUGUCUCUUCAAAGGAACAAAGAUUCAGCAGUGUUAACAAAGGAGGAACAGCUGUGCAGGUUACCUCUACAAAGGACCAAACGUCCGGAAGUGUUGACCAAAGAGCCCUGCAGGUUGCCUCUACAAAGGACCAAACAGCCGGAAGUGUUGCCCAAAGAGGAACAACCCUGCAAGUUGCCUCUUAAGACUCAGAAAGAACCACCAGUGCUACCUCAAGAGAAACAGCCUUCUCUCAAAAGGCAAAAGGAUCAAGAAGUUCUACCCAAAGAGAAAAGGACUUGCCUUGUGUCUCUUCAAAGGACCAAGGAUCCAGAAGUAUUACCUAGGGAGAAACAACAGCCUAGCCAGCUACCUCUCCAAACGAACAAAGAUCGAAAAGUUGUACCUAAGGAGAAACAGCUUAGCCAGCUGCCUCUCCAAAGGAAGGAUUCAGCAGUUCUAUCUAAGGAGGAAAAGAUUCUAUGUAAGGAGGAAAAGCCUAGCCAGUUGCCUCUCCAAAAGCAGAUAGUUCCACCAGUUAGAGAAGAACAACUGUGUUCUGUCUCUGGAAGGACUGCUUAUGCAUCUGUACAAGGGAGGUCUGAACCUGCUCCUGUACUAGGAAGAGAUGACAGAGAAAAACCCUGUUCUACUUCCAGAAAUGAGGGCAAGGAAGAGCGGAAGAGCAGGCGAAGAGCAUCCCAAUAUAGAGAGCUAUUUGAGAAAUGGGUUGAACCUACUCUUUUGCCGAGUCUACUGCCCACAGAUGUUGAUGAUGAUCAGGGAUGGUUGCUUAAGACAAAUAAGAACCGAAACUGUGGGGUUGAAAAACCUGUUGCCGCUGGUGACAGCUUGAUCUGUGGUGAAUCAGUGUCCUGGCCACGUGCCCGACUCUUGCCUGAGGUUGAUUUAUAUGCGUUGCCAUAUACUGUGCCAUUUUAAACUUUUGUUGGGAAUUUGAAGAGACAAGUGAGGAGCUGAGAGCUGCCAGUGAUCUUUGUUCUUCUUCAUAUAUUCUUUCUUUGGAGGUGUGGAGAGGUUGUUACUGCUCUUGUGCUAUUUUAAAGCCUUGAAUACCUGGAGGCCAACUCUUGGUUGGGUUUGAGAAAUAGCAACUGUAGAGCAUUUGAGGAAUGAAAGUUUCUUGUAGAAUAGAUGAAAUUUAUUGAUGUAUUGACAACAUUGCCGAUUCUUUAAUCAGUUACAAUAUCACUCAAUUUUGUCCUUUGCC
Fragaria vesca subsp. vesca is the source of this 2024-nucleotide messenger RNA. RefSeq lists its product as uncharacterized. The transcript is spliced from 3 exons. The coding region runs from base 236 to 1735 and encodes 499 amino acids. NCBI's taxonomy places the organism in Eukaryota, Viridiplantae, Streptophyta, Magnoliopsida, Rosales, Rosaceae. The record is from RefSeq and is a predicted model, not a curated record.